AUGAGAUCUGGAGCUAUUCUCAUCGCGGCUACCGGCCUUGUUGGCACGGCUGUAGCCGGCAAGCCAGACCCGGAAACACUACCGCUUCCCCCCAUGGGCUUCAACAACUGGGCGCGCUUCAUGACAUCCAUCAACGAGUCCAUCUUUGUCGACGCCGCCGCCGCCAUGACCGCCAACGGCCUCCUCAGCGCUGGCUACAACCGCAUCAACCUCGACGACGCGUGGUCCACGACGAAGCGCAACUCGACAGGAUCCAUGGUCUGGGACUCGACCAAGUUUCCCAGGGGCCUGACGUGGCUGACGGAACACCUCGCGUCCGCCGGCUUCAUCCCGGGCAUCUACAGCGACGCGGGCACGCUCUCGUGCGCGGCCAGCUACCCGGGCACGCUCCACCACGAGAGCCAGGACCUGCACGACUUUUACGCCUGGGGGUUCCGCUACCUCAAGCUCGACGGCUGCUACGUUGGCGAUUUUCCCACCGUGUACGGGCGCUGGCUGGGCCUGAUGGCCGCGUUCAACAAAGACAAAACGCAGAACGAGCGCAUCGUCUUUUCAAACUCGGCGCCGGCAUACUACGCCAACCCCCAGGACCUGCGAGGCUGGUACGCCAUUAUGAUGCAGGCGGCGGCGGGCGGGCAGCUGGCGCGUCACUCGUACGAUGUUGCGACGUACAGCUCCAACCCGGCCUGGAACAGCGUCAUGAGUAAUUACGGCUUCCAGGUGCGCGCCACGCGCUUCCAGCAGCCGGGCUUCUUCAACGACCCAGACUUUCUCAUCGCCGACCACCCGGGGCUGACGCUCGACGAGAAAAAGAGCCAUUUUGCGCUGUGGAGCAGCUUCUCGGCGCCGCUCAUCAUCAGCGCCGACAUCCCGCGCCUCACCAGCGACGAGCUGGGCUUCCUGACCAACAAGGACCUGAUUGCCGUCAACCAGGACCGUCUGGUGCAGCAGGCAUCUCUUGCGAGCCGGGACGCCAGCUGGGACGUCCUGACAAAGAGCCUGUCGAAUGGCGAUAGACUGGUCACGGUGCUCAACAAGGGCAGCGCGGCGGCCGACUUGGCCGUCUCGUGGGCUCGCGUGGGCGUGCGACCCGACAGCGCUGCGACGCUUUCCGUGAGGGACCUGUGGACGGGCCAGACAUUCGCGGUCCAGGCAAGCAGCGGGGGCGUUGCCGCGCGCGGGGUGCCCAAGCACGGCACCGCCGUCUUUCGCAUCUCAGGCGACGCGCUAAACACCGUGCCGACGGGCAUCAUCUUCAACACGUGGUCCCUGCAUUGCCUAACUGAUUCUGCCUCUGGCGCAGCGACCUGGUCCGCCUGCAAUGCGUCCGACAGCCAGUCCUGGACAGUCGACCAGUCGGGCCGCGUCAGCAGCCUGCUGAACCGGGACAGCUGCCUCGUGAGUAAUAGUGACGGGGGGGCCGUCUCGACGAGCGAGGACGGCUGCGAGUUCAACGCUUGGAAUUUCCCCGUGUCUGGAAAUAUCGUGCACAAGACGAGCGGAAAGUGUGUCAAUGAGAAUGAGGAUGCGUCUACGUCGGCCGUUGACUGUGGACAGGUGGAGAAUAGACAGGUGUUUGGUGUGCCGGUGGGCGUGGAAAUUGAUUAUUCUUGA
Beauveria bassiana ARSEF 2860 is the source of this 1614-nucleotide messenger RNA. RefSeq names its product Glycoside hydrolase, catalytic core. Gene Ontology annotation, biological process: carbohydrate metabolic process. Gene Ontology annotation, molecular function: hydrolase activity, hydrolyzing O-glycosyl compounds. NCBI's taxonomy places the organism in Eukaryota, Fungi, Ascomycota, Sordariomycetes, Hypocreales, Cordycipitaceae. The coding region runs from base 1 to 1614 and encodes 537 amino acids. The record is from RefSeq and is a predicted model, not a curated record. The transcript has a single exon.